CAACCGGCUGUCUCUCAGUACCCACGCGGGCAAUACCGCAUGACCUCUCGCAGCCGUGAAGCAUUGCCGUACAGAAGCUUCUGCUGCAGCACCAACACUCUCGGCGUUUCGUGAUGACGUCACGCGGAUUCGUCACGAGUAACUAACCUUGCGCCACACUCGGGCUCCGACUAAUGCUUGCUCCAACGCUAAUCACCUCGUGGCUCUCGUUCUCAUAUAUUCUCCCUCUACUGCUUCUUCAACUUCUCUCCUUUGCCAAUCAACGACUACUUCGGAAUCAGGAUUCGGAGGGAAGCCGGUCGUGUCUGCAUCAUGGCGUUCCCCGGUUCUGCGAAUCACACGCAUAUGCAGCUCCCGCCGUAUAAUGACCAUAUUCUUACCAUCACAGAGAGGUCAUGUGCGGAUCCAUAUGUGCUUUGGGACAAGGGGACUUAUUAUAUGACCUUCACGUGCGGCGACCGCAUCGAGAUAUGGUCGGCGGAUAGUCUCUUCGACUUUGAGAAGCGGUGUCGUAAGGAUGUGAUAUGGCGCCCUCCACCAAACACACCCUAUUCCGGCGACCUUUGGGCACCCGAAAUCCACUCCCUUUACGGUCGCUGGUAUCUCUACUUCGCCGCCGACGACCCCGCCCAAGGCAACCGCUCCCACCGCAUGUACGUCCUUUCCGGCCCGCCAUCCGAUCACUCACCACUCGACUCCUCCGCUUGGUCCUUCCACGGCCGUCUUGAAGGCAUGCCCCAAGAUCAAUGGGCCAUCGAUGGCACCGUAAUCUCUCUCCACGGUGGCCUCCUCUUCGUGUACUCAGGCUGGCCGCUCGCCACCAGGUCCGACGAAUCGAAGCAGGAGAUUUACAUCAUCGAGAUGGCGUCCCCGACACAGUGUACUGGCCAUCCUAUACGCAUAAGUACGCCGGAUAAUCCAUGGGAGUACUCCGGCAAGAGCGGGAUCAAUGAGGGACCGCAGUUCUUAUGCUCUCCGGAUGGAAGAUGGGCGGGAAUCGUGUAUUCUUGUGCGGGGAGUUGGACACAUGAGUACAAGAUGAAUGUGCUGUACUACACCGGUGGGCAUCCGCUAAGUCCGACGAGCUGGGCCAAGUCGAACCGGCCACUACUGCAGGCAAGCCGCGAUGACACGCCACCGUAUGGGCCAGGUCAUGGGAAUUUCGUCGCAGUCAAUGGACCCGGAGGACAGGAAGUAUGGGCCGUAUUUCAUGCGACGGAUGCAAAGACGGGGUGGGAAGGCAG
Trematosphaeria pertusa is the source of this 1244-nucleotide messenger RNA. Its product is annotated as glycoside hydrolase family 43 protein. The record is from RefSeq and is a predicted model, not a curated record. The transcript is spliced from 3 exons. Gene Ontology annotation, molecular function: hydrolase activity, hydrolyzing O-glycosyl compounds. Gene Ontology annotation, biological process: carbohydrate metabolic process. Lineage: Eukaryota; Fungi; Ascomycota; Dothideomycetes; Pleosporales; Trematosphaeriaceae. The annotation marks the transcript as partial.